Chlamydomonas reinhardtii is the source of this 2257-nucleotide messenger RNA. RefSeq lists its product as uncharacterized. Lineage: Eukaryota; Viridiplantae; Chlorophyta; Chlorophyceae; Chlamydomonadales; Chlamydomonadaceae. The transcript has 11 exons. The coding region runs from base 316 to 1725 and encodes 469 amino acids. Gene Ontology annotation, molecular function: sequence-specific DNA binding; zinc ion binding; chromatin binding. Gene Ontology annotation, biological process: regulation of DNA-templated transcription. The record is from RefSeq and is a predicted model, not a curated record.
CAUCACCUCUAUUGUUCGGGCUAAAAGACUCGUGCUCUUUCUCCUCCCCUUUGGCGAUCAGCCUUGACCACCAGCAACACACGCGGCACACGGCCACAGACGUGCUGAGCCAAGCCCAUCAGUAUAGUGGUAGACGGUUGCAACAAUCGGCUCGCCUUCCUAUCAUAGCAUCCGCACAACGCUGAACGAUCUGGCUGCAUUUUGGUGACCAGCGCUUCAGUACAGCUACUUGGGCGCAAUGCGACUUUCAUCUGUCCCCUUGCUUGGGUCGUGAGCCAAGCGCGCGACUCGUUUUUUUAGACGGCAGCAAUAGAUAUGAUGGCCCAGGCACAGCCACCUCAGCAACAGCCCUCACUUCAAGUGUUCCUGUGGCUGGGGGCUGGUCAGCAACGAGCGGACGGGCGGAUUCAGUACUCGAGCUUCCGCCUCAACUCCACCGAUUACCGCGUGGGCGACUGCGUGUUUCUAUUCCCCGAGGAUGAGAGCUACCCACCCUACGUUGCCCGCAUCCUGUCGGCCUUCGUAGACACCCAGGUGCAGGAGGGCAGUGACCCGCACUGCAUAGAGGUCAAGUGGUUUGAGCGGCGCGUGAACCUGGAGCCGACCACCAAGGGCAUCGAGGAGAGCGAGCGGGAGGUGUUCGAGCUGGAGGACACGGACGUCAACCCCAUCGGCUGCAUCUCCGGCAAGUGCCGAAUCGUCAAGGCGCACAACUACGAGGAGGCCCGCCUGCGCCGCUCCGCCGCUGCCACUGGCGGCAGUGGGGGAGGCGCGGGUGGCGCUGAGGCGGCGGGGGCGGGUCUGGGGCCCUCCGGCCCCGGCCCUUCCUCUGCAGACCCCUGGUUCUUCUGCAGGGGCUACUUCCAGCAGACCACCAACAGCUUCGUGGCGUACACACCUGACGAGAUGGCCCGGCCGGACGUGGCCCUGGACGUGGGGCUGGUGGACACGGCCGCACACGCACACGGAGCCGGAGCCGGAGCCGGACACCUGGCGGGGCUGGCCGGGCCGGGGCUGGGCGGGGGCGGGGCCGGCCUGAGCGAGCAGCCGCCCACGCCGACGCGGUUACGGGGACCCAACACAGCCGCCGGCAGCGGGCCGGUGUGGGGUCUGCCCCACGGCCACGCCGGCAAGGCCGCCGCGCUUCACUCCAGCCACCACUCGCAGCACCCACACGCCGGCAGCGGCGCGGACCCGCACCACAUGGCUGACCCCGGGGAGGCGGGCGUGUGCUGGGGGGCGGCGGGGCUGGACGGCGAGGGCGGAGACGGCGGCGCCGGGCCGGAGGACGAUGAAGAGUAUUCGGACCCAGACAACAACCACAACGACAACAGGGGCGGAGGAGGCGGUGGAGCGGGGGCAGGGGCAGGCGGCCGUAACCACCACUAUGCCGGAGGCGCCAGCGGCGGCGGGCGGGCUCGGGCGGCGGGCGGGCACCACGCGGCUCCGGCGCAGCAGCAGCCGUCCUCUAAGAAGCAGAAGGCCACGGGGCGGACGUGUCUGGAGUGUGGAGCCACCACCACGCCGCAGUGGCGGGAAGGCCCCAUGGGACCCAAGACGCUGUGCAACGCUUGCGGCGUGCGCUACGUGCGCUCGCAGCAGAAGGCGGCGGGGCAAAAGCGCGGCGGGCAUAAGAACGGGCAGAAGACGGACGCCGCCCGCGGUCAGGGGGCCCGGACAAAACGGAAGCCCCACCACGGUGGCGGGAGUAGCGGCGAGGACUAAGCAAUAUCGCACCGUGCCCCGCACUGCGGGCUGGGCCGGCCUUUCAGCUGGCAGACUCGCCUGGCGGACGCACAACACCCUGGACGUGACUGGGAUGACGCAGGAGGCUGUACGGUGGGGGCAGCAGACUGGAAAUGACGGCCUCGCAUGUUGUUAUGCUUGCGAGCGGCGACGUGGACUCGGAACGGGCGCGACUGGUGCCAGAGCAUGGGAGGUGAAGGGGCCAUGCAGGAAGGAGGCAGUAGCAGCUUAGAGACACCGGGAGCUUCCGCGUUGUUUGCCAGCAAACUCGCGUGACUACUACACUUGUUUGUAUUAUAUGUUGUGACUGCGGGAAUGGGGUUUGCGCAAUAGGAUACGGCCGGGAGGUGCCGAGGCUCCUAGUGGUGCUGGCCUGGGAGGUUGAAAUGCCGUCCCCGCUGUGUGUUGAAAAAUGGAUAGCGGUAGGCUCGAAUGGGCUAGGACGCCGUGGUGCGCGGCGCAGACGCAAAUGGGAAUCGAUGCAGCGCAUGCACGCGCACAUUAAUGCCCC